UCUCUUGCAGCUGCCAGCGUUUGUCACUAGCGUCAACAAGCGCUGCUCUUGCCUUGCUGUGCGCCACGAGCGAGCGGGAGACAAGCGAACGGAUCCAUGGCCAGGCUACUGCAGCCCCUGGUGGCCAGCUGGCUGCUGUGGGCGCUGCUUGGUGCCGCCCUCAUAGCGGGGCAUGGCACGGAGGCGCGUGGCUGGAAUUAUCGGGAAUGCAGCGCCACUGAGUACCGAUGCCGCAAUGGAAAAUGCAUCGACAACAGCAAAGUUUGCAACUACGUCGUGGACUGUCCCGACGGCGAAGACGAGGGCGAUGACUGCCCCGCCGCCUGCAGCGGCAUGGAGUAUCAAUGUCGCGAUGGCACCCGCUGCAUCAGCGUCAGCCAGCAAUGCGAUGGCCACGCCGAUUGCAGCGAUGGCGACGAUGAGGAGCAAUGCGAUGGAAGUGGCUACGAUGCCGAUCAGUGUCUGUUCAAUGAGUUCCGCUGCAGGAACGGUGAGUGCAUACCGAUGCGUCAGGUGUGCGAUAAUAUCUACGAUUGUAACGAUUAUACAGACGAGCAAGACUGCGACCCGAACGAAAUCGAAAACAAUAGAGAUGCCGAUACGGUCGAUCGUGAUGGUAUAAUACGAAAUUAUGGAGACCAUCACCGCCGGCCGCCGCCGGCAAUUGGCCGCGAUAACGAUAACGAUAACAACAUCUAUGAGCACGGCCUGCACGAGCUUGAUCUCAAUGAAUACGAGCUCUACAACCCGCAGGACCAUUACGCAAAAGCAACUCCCCAACACCCGUGUGACGCCAAUCACUUCAAAUGCCAGAACAACGUUUGCAUUCCGAUCCAUCUGCGCUGCGAUGGGUACCACCACUGCAACGAUAGGAGUGACGAGGCUGAUUGCGACCGGUAUAGGCCGCCGACGACCACCAGGCGACCCGUGACGUUCGCACCCACGAGUUACUUCUGGACAACAGCCGCGCCCGGCUCCCUGGAACGUCAGACAACGAAUGCGCCUCCAUUCGAUAGAGUAACAGCGCCGGCCACGCGUCCCACCACUAACCCAAUACCAAUAACAACGAGUGGAGUUGCAUCGAGUAGGUUCCCUAAUUGUACUUGCCUCGAAAACAUUGAAUUCGCGUGUCACAAUCACGAUUGCAUUUCGAUUGAAAGCGUCUGCGAUGGCACUCCCGACUGCCAAGAGCACGAGGAUGAGGACUAUACGCUGUGCAAUUGCAGCGCUGACAAGUACAAAUGUGUGAGGGGCGGCGGUUGCAUACCCAAGACUCAAGUCUGCGAUGGCAAAUCUCAGUGCCGCGAUGGUAGCGAUGAGAGCGCAUGCCACUUUCAUGCCAAAUUUAAUCUGAGCCGCCCGAUCGUCGAGUGCCAGAGCUUUCAAUAUCAAUGCGGGGACGGAAGUUGCAUUUCUGGCUAUAAGCGCUGCAAUGGCAUCACCGACUGCCCCGAUAGCGCCGAUGAGUACAACUGUCUGAUCAAUUACGAUACGAACUAUGACAGUGACUCAGACACAGACAAUGAUAAUGAUCCAUUGAAUGAGUGCGAUCUGUACUAUUUUGAAUGUGACUUUGGCCAGUGCAUACCCUUAGAGAAGAAGUGCGACGGCUAUGCGGACUGUCAAGAUGAAACGGAUGAGCUCGAUUGUCCGCCCUUCACAGAGCAUUGUCUAGAGCACGAAUUCGAGUGCGAUGAUUAUUGCAUACCACGCGAUCAGCUCUGCGACGGUAUAGUCAACUGCAACGAUGGCAACGACGAACGCAACUGUACUUCAUGUCGCAAUGAGGCCUACCUCUGCAACACUGGCGAUUGCAUUGCAGCCAAACUGCAUUGCAAUGGCAUCGCGGAGUGUUCCGAUGCCAGCGAUGAGCUCAACUGUGCAAUUAUGUACUGUGCGAUAAAUCAAAUCGCCUGCAACGGCGCCUGCCUCGAUUGGUCGCUGCGCUGCGAUGGUAUACUCGAUUGCGACAAUGGCAUCGAUGAGCUCAAUUGUCCGGCUGGCAAGAAAAACUUUAGAAACACAACAACAGUUAGGAAAUGCCAACCAAAUCAAUGGCAGUGCUCAAACUCUGAAUGCAUUAACGCCGAUUUGUUGUGUGACAAACAUGCCGAUUGCACGGACGAAUCGGAUGAAUUACCGAGUAGAUGCUUGGGACAGGCCACCGAUCGACUGACCGCUGGGGACUGCCGACGGGAUCAAUUCUUUUGCGAUGAAUCAUGCUUCGAUCGUUCAAUAUUGUGCGACGGGAAUAUCGAUUGUAUUGACCGCAGCGAUGAGCGCGACUGCCAUUUGCAUACCACGCGUCAUCCAUUGUAUCCACCACUGCCCUGCCCACAGCACACGUGCCCCAGUGGCAGGUGCUACACGGAAAGCGAACGCUGCGAUGGCCGUCGCCAUUGCGAAGAUAGCUCCGAUGAGGCCAACUGCUGCGCUGCCGAUCAGUUCCGUUGCCGUGACGGCAACUGUGUGUCCCAGGAUGAUGUCUGCAACGGCUUCAGACAGUGCAUGGAUGGCUCCGACGAGGAGAACUGCGAUAUAAUGCAAUGCCAGCAUAAUCAGUUCCGCUGCCGCAACGGACAGUGCGUGAGCCUGACGGCUCGUUGCAAUGGCAAGACCGAUUGUCAGGAUAGCUCCGAUGAGAGCAAUUGUGCUAGCUACAGACCUGCAUCGCCAACAGCCACCACCACUACCACCACAGCCACAACAACGACAACCACAACGGUGGUGCCAACUACAACAGCAAUGCACCCAGUGGGGCCAUUGCGCAUUAUUUGCCCACCAACCGCGUUCCGGUGUGAGAAUGGUCCUUGCAUAGCGCUCACAGCGCGCUGCAAUGGUGUUAUCGAUUGUCCGUUCGAUGCCAGCGAUGAGCUGGACUGUGAGCCCAUCACUAAUGAAAUCGAUACCUCCGAUCCGUCUCCACCUGGACGCAACCAGUUGAACCUGAAGACCUAUCCCGAUAGCCAGAUCAUCAAAGAAAGUCGCGAGGUCAUCUUCCGCUGCCGUGACGAGGGUCCAGCCCGUGCCAAGGUCAGAUGGACACGUCCCGGCGGUCGCGCACUGCCCGUCGGCUUUACCGACAAGGGCGGACGUCUAGAAAUACCCAACAUACGCGUGGAGGAUUCUGGCACCUAUGUGUGCGAAGCUGUCGGCUACCCGAGCUACAUUCAGGGCCAACAAGUGACCGUCCAUCUGACAGUCGAACGCUUCAAUAUUGACGAACACGAACGACCACCGACAGCCUGUACCGAAUACCAGGCAACCUGUAUGAACAGUGAAUGCAUUGACAAGUCGGAGAUUUGCGACGGCGUGCCAAAUUGCUCGGAUGGAUCGGAUGAGCACAGAUGCAGCCAUGGACGCAGAUGCCAGCCGAACCAGUUCUUGUGCAGAAACACCAAGUGCGUGGAGCGCACAUGGCGCUGCGAUGGCGAAGACGACUGUGGCGACAAUUCCGAUGAGGAGUCCUGCGAUCCCGAGCCAAGUGGAGCUCCCUGUCGCUACGACGAAUUCCAAUGUUCCACCGGUCAUUGUGUACCCAAGAGCUUCCACUGCGACGGUAUUAACGAUUGCCGUGACGGCAGCGAUGAGUUCGGUUGCACGGAGCCUAAGCCACUGCGGAAACCACCACCAAUGCAGUCCUUGCUGGAGGGACAGUCCCUAAACUUGACUUGCACGGGAACGGGUGUGCCCAUCCCAACGAUUAUUUGGCGUCUCAAUUGGGGUCAUGUGCCCGACCAGUGCAAGUUCACAAGCUCGAACGGUCGCGGCGAUCUCUAUUGCCCCAACAUGCAGUACAAGGACAGCGGCGCCUACUCCUGCGAGAUUAUGAACGCGCGCGGCACUAUCUUCGUAACGCCCGAUACCAUAGUGAAGGUGACACCCGAUCGCAAUCAGUUCUGUGAGGCUGGUUUCUUCAAUAUGCUGGCACGCUCCACGGAUGAAUGUAUCAAGUGCUUCUGUUUCGGCGUGGCUAACUCCUGCGAGAGCGCCAAUCUCUUCACCUAUGCCAUACAACCACCAAUUCUGUCUCACCGCGUGGUCACCGUUGACCUGACACCCUAUCAGCAGAUCGUCAUCAAUGAGGGCAGCGGACAUUCUUUGCUCACGCUCCAUCAUGGUGUACAGUUCCGUGCCUCCGAUGUGCAGUACAAUAGCCGCGAGACACCCUACUUGGCCCUGCCCAGCGACUACAUGGGCAAUCAGCUGAAGUCCUACGGUGGCGAGCUUAGGUACGAGGUCAACUAUAUGGGCAAUGGACGUCCUGUUUCUGGGCCCGAUGCGAUUAUCACCGGCAAUGGUUUCAUACUCACCAAUCGUGUCCGUACCCAGCCCAAUCAGUUGAACAAGGUGAAGAUUAGCUUCCUGCCUGGCAACUGGCAAAAGCCCGACGGACGCAAGGCCACGCGUGAGGAGAUCAUGAUGAUAUUGGCCAAUGUGGACAACAUUUUGAUUCGUCUCGGCUACAUUGAUACGGUGGCGCGUGAAGUGGAGCUAACUAACAUUGCAAUGGACUCGGCGGGCUCCUCGGAUCAGGGUCUGGGCAGUGCCUCGCUGGUUGAGAAAUGUAAUUGUCCACCUGGCUAUAUUGGUGACUCUUGUGAAAGCUGUGCACCUGGAUUUGUGCGCCAGCCCGGCGGUCCCUGGCUGGGUCGCUGUGUGCCCUUCGUGCCCGAGCUCUGCCCCGCCGGCACCUUCGGUGAUCCGCGCCGUGGUGUGCCCUGCAGCGAUUGCCCAUGCCCACACACUGGCAGCAAUAACUUUGCCAAUGGCUGCAAGUUGAGUCCCGACAACGAUGUCAUCUGCAACUGUCACGAGGGCUACGAGGGUAGACGUUGCGAAAGCUGUGCCGCCGGCUAUCAGGGUAAUCCAUUGAUACCGGGCGGUGCCUGCCACAAGACACCCGAAUCGACUUGCAACGUGGAGGGUACCUAUAACCAGUACCCCGAUGGCAGCUGCCAUUGCAAGGCCCUGGUCACCGGAGAUCGUUGCGACACCUGUGCACAAAAUAGCUUCCAUUUGAAUUCCUUCACCUAUUCCGGCUGCAUUGAGUGCUUCUGCAGCGGCCUGCAGGCGGAGUGCACCAGCACCUCGUGGUUCCGCGAGCAGGUUAGCAGCAGCUUUGGUCACUCCCAUGUGCCACAUGGCUUCCAGCUUGUGCGCGAUUACACGGUUGUCACACCUCAGUCGGUGCCCUUCGAUACGCUUUCCAAUGAGAUUAGCUUCAAGUCAGGCUCGGAAUAUAGCGCCGAUACCCUAUACUGGAGCCUACCCGCCCCCUUCCUGGGCAACAAGCUGACUGCCUAUGGCGGACGUCUCAACUAUACACUUAGCUACAGCCCACUGCCCGGUGGCCAGAUGUCGCGCAAUAGUGCGCCCGAUGUGGUCAUCAAGAGCGGCGAGGAUCUAACCCUCAUUCAUUUCCGCAAAGCGGCCGUCAGUCCCAGCACCUCGAACUCAUAUGCUGUGCCGAUCAUUGAGAGCGCCUGGCAGCGGACCGAUGGCGAAGGAGCCAAUCGCGAGCAUCUGCUGAUGGCGCUCAGUAAGAUCGAUGCCAUCUACAUCAAGGCCACCUACACAACCGGCACCAUGGAGGGAUCCCUGAAGCAGGUCGUCAUGGACAUUGCCAAUUCCAAUAGCUAUGGCACUCAGCGCGCCCUUGAAGUGGAGGAAUGUCGUUGCCCUCAGGGCUACAUUGGACUAUCCUGCGAGCGUUGCGCACCCGGCUAUAAGCGCAAUCUCGAAGGAGGUCUCUACCUGGGCCUGUGCGAGCCAUGCGAGUGCAAUGGUCAUUCGACACAAUGCGAUGCCGAAUCUGGCGAAUGCCUGAGCUGCUCUGACAAUACCGAGGGCGAGAACUGUGAUCGCUGUGCCGCCGGCUAUGUGGGUGAUGCCACUCGUGGCACCCCAUAUGACUGUCAGCCGGAUAACAAUGGACCACAACCGCCGCAGCCGCCGCAACCAUCGCCAGACGAUCAGCGCGAAUGCCAAUGGUGCAACAGAGACGGCACGGAGGACUGCCGCAAUGGUGUCUGCUACUGCAGGCGCAAUGUGGUCGGAGCUCGCUGUGACCAGUGCCGUCCGAACACCUUCGGUCUGUCCCCCACCAAUCCGGACGGAUGCAAAGACUGCUUCUGCUCUGGCCAUUCGUCUCAAUGCCGUUCUGCCGUGGCUUACCGCCAGCUAAUCGCCAUCGACUUCAUUAGCAACAAGGCACUGAUCACGGACGAAUAUGGACAGCAAAUGGAAAUGGAUGAUACCAACCUCAAAGUGGAUAUACCCAACAACAUGUACACCUACAGCUAUCCCUCAUACUCGAUCAAAUACUGGAGUCUGCGCGGCAAUGUUCAGGGCAAUCAACUGCACGCCUAUGGCGGCCACUUGAAGUACACCUUGGACGCCGAAUCCUUUGGUGACUUUCUGCCCGGCAACGAUGUGGUGCUCAUUGGCAAUGGCGUACGCUUGGUCUGGUCUCGUCCGCCCAAGGACGCCCAACUCAACGAGUACAGUGUACGCCUCAGCGAGGAGGAGCAAUGGCUGCGCUUGGAUAGUGGCAGCGCCGUUCCCGCUUCACGGCACGACAUCAUGAGCGUCCUGGUCAACAUCGAGCAUCUGCUCAUACGUGCCACACCCAAAAUCCCGACGAAGCGCACCUCCAUUAGCGAUGUGACCUGGGAAUUGUCACUGGACACAAACCAGCCCGGCGCCGAGCUGGUAACGGACAUUGAGCUCUGCCAGUGCCCGGCCGGCUACACGGGCAACUCCUGUGAGAAUUGCGCUCUGCUCAACUACCGCGAGGAGAACGGCCAGUGCCGCAGCUGUCCAUGCCAAGAGGAGAACACCCAGAGCUGCUAUCUGGGCGGCAGUGGCUAUGUGGAGUGCAAGUGCAAGCCGAAUUUCAAGGGCGAUCGUUGCCAGGACUUCGACACAUCUCGCAUGAUUGAAGAACCGCCCAAGUUAUGCGAUAUAUACAGGGGAUACUGUUGCAACGGCUUUCGGUUCGAUAUUGAGCCCAACGAGACAAUAUCGUAUAAUGACACUCUGCUGAUUUAUAAGGGCAACAGAGUUAUAGGAAAUAUAACCAAACUGCGCAACGGCUGCCAUCAGCGAGACUACGGAAUACCAGUGUCAACGACCACCGAACAGCCCGACAAUAUACGCACCCAAAUAAUUGUAUCGAUAUCGAAGCCACAGAUCACGAUAAUGCCCGUCGGUGGUUCGAUAUCGUUGCACUGCAACGGUCGCAUGAAAUGGAAUAACAAUCCGGUCCUCGUCAGCUGGUACAAGCAGAACAGCCAAUUGCCCAACACAGCUGAGAUUUCAGGCGGAGUUCUGAAUCUGUACAACAUGCAGCUGAUCGAUUCUGGUGUCUACAUCUGCCGUGCCGUCAACAACCAGACCUCACGCGCCUACGAGGACAUGGUCUCCCUAACCAUAACAACUCAUGCACAACGUUCACCUGCUCAGAUUGUCAAUCUGCCGCAAACGGUGACCUUCGAUGAAUACGUUGUCAAUGAGAUCAACUGCGAGGUGGAAGGCAAUCCAACACCCAUCGUCACCUGGACACGCAUCGAUGGCCAGGCGGACGGACAUACGCGAACGGAUGGCUCCCGCUUGAUAUUCGAAUCGCCACGCAAAUCAGACGAAGGACGCUAUCGCUGCCAAGCCCAAAACGACCUGAACAUCGAUGAGAAGUACGUGCAGGUCUAUGUACUGGGCAAUGCCCCGCAGCCACAGCCACCAGCACGAGAACGUCUCUACAUUCAGCCAGAGAACUACAAUGGCGAGGCUGGCGACUUAAUACGCUUCGUUUGCCAGUCGACCAGCGGCGCCCAACUGCACUAUGAGUGGCUGCACGAUGGCUACCCAUUGAACGGCCAGCAGCAGUCGAAUGUGAUCAUUAGCGGAGAUACCCUAGAGAUACGAGAUGCUACCACCCGGGACAACGGCGUCUACACGUGCGUUGGCAACGACUUAAGGACACAUCGCAACUAUACCGAAGAUGCACGCGUCUACAUCGAAGAUCGACAGCAGCCCAUCGGAAACGGCAAUCCUCCUCGUAUUGUGCGACUUGAGGCAGAGCAUGUCAUCUAUCAGGGCACCGACUUGAGCAUUACCUGCGAAUCGAGUGGCUCUCCCUACCCAAGCAUUAAAUGGAUGAAGGUUCGUGACUCGAUGCCCUCGAAUGUCCAAAUUACGGGCAAUGUACUGCGCAUUCACAAUGCCAUGAUCGAGAAUCGUGGCUGGUAUGUGUGCACAGCCGAGAACGCCCAUGGUACAGAUCAAUCCAACACUCAUAUCGACAUUGAACCUCGGGAGCGACCGAGCGUUGAGAUAGAGCCAGUAAGGACACUCACCGUCGGCGAACAGGGCAUCCUUUUUUGUCGCGUCCACGGCAUACCCGAGCCGACGGUGCAGUGGCGCCGCGUCGAUGAUGCACCACUCUCGUCCCGACACGUCGAGCAGGCCAAGGGCUACAUAGUCAUCAACGAAAUACAGGUCGCGGAUGGCGGUGACUACGAGUGUUCGGCCGAGAACACCGUUGGGCGCACCACAGCCGUUGUGACGCUGAGAGUGAUUGACCCACCGGUGAUUCAACUGGAUCCGAGCGAAUCUCUUUUACCGUACACCGAGGGCGACGAGGUGCGCAUUGCGUGCGUUGCCAGCGGCACCCCUAAUCCGACCGUGCAAUGGGACAACCAGCCGGCUGUUAUGCCACUGGAUACCCGACAAAUUGGCUCGAAUACGGCCUAUUUGAUCAUCAAUCGGGUGACACAGGCGGAUGCCAAGGUCUACGUCUGCAAGGCUACGAAUGAGGCGGGCGACGACGAGCGUACCAUACGCAUCGAUGUGAAGCCCAAGCGGGGUGAUAUUGGCGAUCGCGAUGGCGAUGUGGAGCGUGAUCCUUACCUGCCGCCCUACUAUCACCAGUCACAGCGUCCCAGCUCGGACACCAUUCAGCGCUUCACAGCCAAUCUGGGUGACAACGUGACCCUCACCUGUAAUCUGGAUCCCUACUUGAAUACCGAAUGGACGCGCGUCGAUGGGCAGCCGCUACUGCCAAACGCUCACUCCGAACACAACAAGCUGACGAUCACAUUCGUUGAGGAGCACAAUCUCGGUCAGUAUCGCUGCAAUGCCAUGGAUCAUCGCGGUGCCCUGGUCACAUAUGUCGUGCGAGAAUUGGUGCGUAUGCCACUGCCCCAGAUCACUUUCCGUCCCAACAUACCGCUCGAGGUGGAGGCCAAUCGCAAUGUCGAAAUCUACUGCGAUGUGACCGGCGCCCGGCCCGAGGACGUGCAAUGGGCCACCGACAAUAACCGACCACUGCCCAGCUCCGUGCACAUCGAGGGUCAACUGUUGCGCUUCAUAGCCAUAACUCCGGCUGAUGCUGGCGGCUACAGCUGCACGGCAUCGAACGAAUACGGCAACAUUAGCAAGAUCGCCCAGGUAGUUGUGCGUCCGCCGGCUACCUACACGCAGCAACCGAUCUCUAUGCAACAGCAGCGGCGCGAGGGCGAGAGCAUUCAGAUGCGCUGCACUGUGACGACGCAACGUGGCGAGCAGCGCGUCAAUACUCAGUUCAACUGGUAUCGCGAAGAUGGACAGCCGCUGCCCAACAAUGCUCGUUCCGACAGCCAGAUCCUGAUCCUGACAUCGUUGCGCUUGGAGGACGCCGGUCGCUACAUAUGCGAUUCGUACGACAUCAACACCAGGCAGCGUUCCCCGCCCACCUACGUCGACUUGAGUGUACAGCCGGGCCAACCGGGUGCCUAUCUGCCGCCUUCACGGCCAACGCCCCCGCCAGAGCCAGUCGUGCCACGUGACUACAGCCUGAAACUGGAUCAGCAAUCAUCGAAAUUACACGUUGGCGAGUCGACCGAAGUUGAAUGCUACUCCUCGGACAACAGCUACACGGAUGUGAUCUGGGAGCGCUCCGAUGGAGUGCCGCUCUCAGCCAAUAUACAGCAAGUGGGCAACCGUCUGGUAAUUACUGAAGUGACCGCUGCGGAUGCGGGCAACUACGUGUGCAAGUGCCGUACGGAUAAUGGCGAUCUCUACACGACCAGCUAUGAGCUGGCCAUUGAGGAGCAACCCCAUGAGCUGCGUCGUCCGAAGAUCGUGCACGCCAAUGUCGGCGAUCAGGCCCAGCUGAGCUGCGGCGCCGAUGAGAGUCGCCAGCCCAGCUAUCGCUGGUCACGUCAGUACGGACAAAUGCAAUCCGGACGCGAUAUACUGAGCAACGAGCUGUCGCUGCAGGGCGUGCAGGCAAGCGAUGCCGGCAGCUACAUUUGCACAGCCGUCUAUAACGAUGGAGAGUCCGUGGAUUAUCCGAGCAUUUUGGUCAUCACGGGAGUUAUACCGCAAUUCAGUCAGCAACCACUGAGCUACAUGAGUUUCCCCACCCUGCCGGACUCCUCGUUCAAUUUCAACUUUGAGAUCACCUUCCGGCCGGAAUCAGCCAACGGCGUGCUCCUCUUCAAUGGACAGACGCGCGGAGCUGGCGAUUACAUUGCGCUCUCGCUGAAGGACCGUUAUGUGGAGUUCCGCUUCGACUUCGGCGGCAAGCCGAUGGUAGUGCGUGCCGAACAGCCCUUGGAGCUGAACGAAUGGCAUACGGCACGUGUGCAGCGCUCACGUCGCGACGGCUACAUUCAGCUGGACGAACAGCAUCCGGUCGCGUUCCCCACGCUCACCCAAAUACCGCAGCUGGAGCUCAUCGAGGAUCUGUACAUUGGCGGCGUGCCCAGCUGGGAGCAGCUGCCCGCCGAGGCGGUGGCAGAGCAAACGGGCUUCGUCGGCUGCAUAAGCCGUCUAACGCUCCAAGGUCGCACCAUAGAGCUGAUGAAGGACGCCAAGUUGAAGGAGGGCAUCACUAGCUGCAAGCCGUGCGCCGCGUCGCCCUGCGCCAACGGCGGCAUUUGCCUGGAAAGCCAAACGGAACUCGCCUACACCUGCGUCUGCCAGCAGGGCUGGACAGGCCGCAACUGCGCCGUCGAGGGUACCCAGUGCACUCCGGGCCUGUGCGGUGCCGGCCGUUGCGAAAACACUGAGCUGGACAUGGAAUGCCUGUGCCCGCUCAAUCGCACCGGCGACCGCUGUCAGUACAUGGAACACCUAAACGAACACAGUCUCAACUUCAAGCGAAACAGCUAUGCGGCCUACAACACACCUCGUGUAUCGCGCAUCAAUGUGACUCUAUCGUUGCGCCCAGCCAGCUUACGGGAUGCAGUGCUGCUGUACACGGCCGAGUCGAAGCUGCCCAGCGGCGAUUACGUGGCCCUUGUGCUGCGCGACGGUCAUGUCGAGCUGAUCAUUAACACGGCUGCGCGCCUUAAGCCUGUCGUGGUGCGUUCACAGAAGCCGCUGCCCCUGCAUAGAUGGACACGGGUCGAGCUGCUGCGUCGCCAGGGCGAGAGCAUUUUGCGUGUCGGCGAUGAGCCCGAGCAGAGGGCCAAGGCGGCGGGUGCACCGCGCACACUCUCGCUGAAGACGCCGUUGUAUGUGGGCGGCUAUGAUCGGGCCACAGUCAAGAUCAAUCGGGAUGUGAAUAUCAACGAAGGCUUCGAUGGCUGCAUUUCGCGUCUCUACGACUCGAUGCGUCCUAUUCAGUUGCUCGCUGCCGUUAAGGACGCGGCCAAUGUGCAAAACUGCGGCGAACUCAAUGAGAUCGGGGACAAUGACUUUGAUGGCGAGCUGCCCGUGGUGCCUGUGGCGCCAACCAGCGACACUCGCGCCUCCCACCACGAGGAGGAACAGCAGCCCUAUGCGAUGUCGCCCUGUGCCAAUGAGCCCUGCGAGAAUGGCGGCACCUGCCGCGAGGUGGAGCAACAGGCGAUCUGUGCCUGCAGCCUGGGCUACAGUGGCAAGCACUGCGAGGAGCACAUCCAAGUGAGCUUCAAUGCCUCGUUCCGUGGCAAUGGAUAUCUGGAGGUGGAUCGCAGCCAGUUUAGCUCGGAGAUAGACCAACAGUACACCUCAGCAGUGGUGGUCUUCUCCACGAACAAGCCCAACGGCCUGCUACUCUGGUGGGGCCAGAAAUCUGGCGAAGAGUUCACCGGCCAAGACUUUAUAGCCCUAGCCGUCGUCGAUGGCUUGGUGGAGUACGCCCUGCGUCUGGACGGCGAGGAGGUGGUCAUACGCAACGUGGACACUCCUGUGGAUGAUGGCCAACGCCAUAUUGUGCUUGUGAAGCGUGCGGACAACACUGCCAUUCUCGAGGUCGAUCGCAUAUCCGACUCCGGCGAGACGCGCCCCACCAGCAAAAAGGAGAUGCAUCUGCCGGGCAAUGUCUUCAUUGGUGGUAUUCCGAACAUCUCAAACUUCACGGGCAAACGCUAUUCGCACAACUUCAACGGUUGCAUCGUCUUUGUUGAAGGUGAUGCCGUUGGCCAGAUCAAUCUGGGCAAGGCCUCUGUCAGUGGCGUCAACGUGGAUACCUGUCCUGUUAAUGAUGAAGCCCUGGGUGGCACCGAACCACCUGUCGUUUAAGGCAAUAUACCAACAAUAACAAAACCAACAACAACAGUAACAAAAUGAAACCCACACAAGUUAGGUUU
Molecule: messenger RNA, 12560 nt
Organism: Drosophila hydei
Lineage: Eukaryota; Metazoa; Arthropoda; Insecta; Diptera; Drosophilidae
Product: basement membrane-specific heparan sulfate proteoglycan core protein
Exons: 40
Coding region: 97-12492 (4131 amino acids)
Biological process (GO): dendrite self-avoidance; homophilic cell-cell adhesion; axon guidance
Cellular component (GO): plasma membrane; axon; cell-cell junction
Molecular function (GO): cell-cell adhesion mediator activity
Source: RefSeq, a predicted model, not a curated record